Prinia subflava (tawny-flanked prinia) is the source of this 2673-nucleotide messenger RNA. RefSeq names its product all-trans-retinol 13,14-reductase-like. The coding region runs from base 139 to 1992 and encodes 617 amino acids. NCBI's taxonomy places the organism in Eukaryota, Metazoa, Chordata, Aves, Passeriformes, Cisticolidae. The record is from RefSeq and is a predicted model, not a curated record. Gene Ontology annotation, biological process: retinol metabolic process. Gene Ontology annotation, cellular component: endoplasmic reticulum membrane. The transcript has 11 exons. Gene Ontology annotation, molecular function: all-trans-retinol 13,14-reductase activity.
CUCCCCGCGGCCUCCCCGCCCAGUGCCGGAGUUAUCCCCCGUGCCCGCCGUUCCCGUUCCUGCUGUUCCUGCCGGCCCGCCACUGUUCCCGGCUCCGCGGGACAUAGCGGGGCUCCCGCAGCCGGACUGCGCAGCACCAUGUGGCUGCAGGCACUGCUCUUCCUCGCCCCCCUUCUCCUCCUCCUCGUCGUCCUGCUGUCCGUCCUGUCCCUCGUGCUCCCGCGGGUCAAGGGCACCCACAACCCCUUCGCCACCGACAGCCGCCGCCCGCCCGCCCCGCUCGUCACCGACAAGGCUGUGCGCAGGACAGUCGUCAAGACAGUGUUCUCGGCAGAGAAGGUGCCCCAGGGGCUCGAUGCCAUCGUGGUGGGCAGCGGCAUUGGUGGCCUGGCAGCUGCGGCACUGCUGGCCAAGGCCGGCCGGCGCGUACUGGUGCUGGAGCAGCACGGGAAGCUGGGGGGCUGCUGCCACACCUUCACCGAGAAGGGCUUUGAGUUUGACACUGGGAUCCACUAUGUGGGGCAGAUGCAGCAGGGCUCCAUGGUGCGGUUCCUGGUGGACCAGCUGACAGAUGGGCAGCUGGAAUGGGCCCCACUCCCGGACACCUACGAUGCUGUGGUUUUGGGGGACCCCCAGGGUGCUGGCAAGACCUUCCACAUCUAUUCAGGGAAGAGGGAAUAUUUCCAGAAGCUGAAGGAGCAGUUCCCCGGGGAGGCGGCGGCCAUUGAUGAGUUCCAGCGGUUGCUGAAGAGCACUCGUCGUGGGGUUGUGAUGCUGGCGAUACUGAAGAUGCUCCCACGGUUCCUGGCCCGGCUCCUGAUCUGCUCCAGGCUGCUCCCACACCUCUGCUCCUUCUUCCGCUUGGCCUCACGCAGCGUCAAGGAGGUGGUGGAUGGUCUCACCACCAACCCAGAGCUCCGGGCUGUCUUCAGCUACAUCUUCCUUACUUAUGGUGUGCUCCCCUCCAAUUCCAGCUUCUCCUUGCACAGCAUCCUGGUGAACCACUUCCUCCCUGGCGCGUGGUACCCCAAGGGUGGCGCCGAGGAAAUCGUCUUCCACACCAUUUCCGUGAUCCGGAAGGCUGGAGGCAAUGUGUUUGGGAAGGCGCCGGUGCAGAGGAUCCUGCUGGACGCCCAGGGCAGAGCCUGCGGUGUGAGUGUCAAAAAAGGCCAAGACUCAGUGGAUAUCUUUGCUCCCGUGAUCAUUUCAGACGCCGGGAUCUUCAACACCUACGAGAGGCUGCUGCCGGCGGAGGCGCGGGCUCUGCCGGAGAUCCAGUCCCAGCUCCACAUGGUAGACCACGGUGAGGGGGGCUUCACUGUCUUCGUUGGCCUCAGCGGCUCGAGGGAAGAGUUGGGGCUGGAAGCCAUCAACUACUACAUUUUCCCAGGGAACGACCUGGAUGGAAUGGUGAAGCGCUACCUGGCUUCACCCAGAGAAGAAGCUGCCAACAACAUCCCUGUCAUCUUUGUCACCUCGCCAUCAGCCAAGGACCCCACCUGGGAAAUGAGGCACCCAGGUAAAUCCACGCUGGCCGUCAUCACCAUCGCCAGGUACGAGUGGUUCAAGGAGUGGAAGGACAAGCAGGUUCACAAGCGGGGGGAUGACUAUGAGGACCUGAAGAAGACUUUUGUGGAUGCCAUCAUGCAGACUGUCCUCAAGCUCUACCCUCGCAUUGAGGGCCGGAUCGAGUACCUCUCGGGUGGGACUCCCCUCACCAACCAGCACUACAUCGCCAGUCCUCAGGGGGAGCUCUAUGGAGCCGACCACAACAUCGCCCGCCUGCAGGCUGAAACCAUCGCCGCCGUGCGGGCAGAGACAGCCGUGCCCAACCUCUACCUGACAGGGCAGGAUUUGUGCCUGGGGGGUUUCAUGGGAGCCCUGCAAGGAGCCGUCAUCUGCGCCAGCACCAUCCUCAAGCGCAACCUCUUCGUGGACUUGGUGCGGCUGAAGAAGCGCUUGCAGGACACCAACUGCAAGAAGGGAGACUAAAGCCUGCCAUCCCACCACCAGGGACCUCUGCUCCCCUCCACAUCACUCCCACCUCACUCUCAGCUGUCACACACCUGUAGCAGAUUCUGUGAUGUGAAGCUGAGGAAUUUUAAUCCAGGAAGAUGCCGUUCCCAUUCCCAGACACAUUGUAUUGGACCUCAUGACCACCAAAAAAAUGCAUCCCCUUCCACCAUCAUGUCUAGUGCUGGUCCCUGGCCGUAAAGGGAGGCCCCAAGAGCUGUCAUGGCCAGGAGAGAAGUCAAGAUAGCCCCCAAACAGGUGGCACCAGCACGUACCAGCAUGGCCCAGCAGCUCCCACAGUCCUAGCAGCACCCGUGGCUGCUUGAUCCCGUCAGGAUCACUGACCCCCUCCUGCAUCCCCCAGCAAAAGCCCAUCUCCACCUGCAGCCCCAGAGCCGUCCAAGAGCAGCAGUGCUCGCAGGCUCUCCAGUGCUUCCAGAGUCAUUCCUGGGAGCAGCAGGACCCCAGCCCCCCAGUAUUCCCAGUGUUUGGGUGCUGCUCUCCCCCCAUUGCCCCAAGGCAUCAUUGCCACAAGCACACGCUCCUUCAGCAGCAACAAAGUUCUUCUGUCUGCUGGUAAAAGCUUGGGAACAGGAUCAAAGUCCUCUCCAGAUGGGAAGGGAAGCAUGUGAGACUGGAAGUAAUAAAAUAGUGAUAAAU